Molecule: messenger RNA, 1927 nt
Organism: Ceratosolen solmsi marchali
Lineage: Eukaryota; Metazoa; Arthropoda; Insecta; Hymenoptera; Agaonidae
Gene: Amph
Product: amphiphysin
Exons: 9
Coding region: 335-1621 (428 amino acids)
Cellular component (GO): plasma membrane; cytoplasm
Molecular function (GO): phospholipid binding; protein binding
Source: RefSeq, a predicted model, not a curated record
CGGCGGCAGCGGCGGUGGCGGUGGCAGCAGCCGUAGCCGUAGCAGCCGUAGGCGGUAGGAGAGGAAGAAGACAGCGAGGAGACGGUCGUGGCCGGCGCAGUAUUCCCCGGCGCAUCAGACGAAACGAUUGGCAACGCGCGCGUCCAGCCACCCAGAGCUCGAGGUUCACGUAGCGCACGGACGGAGUUGAGGAGGCCGCGCUUACGAGGGGGAGCUCGGCUCGCCGACAGCGUUCACCGCGUAGUGUUUGAUCGUCGUGGUCAGGGGCAAGAGGCAGGAGGUGAGAGCCAGUGCGCCGUCCUCGUCUCGUCGGGCUAGAAGCGACAGCGGAGCCAUGGCAGAGAGCAAGGGGGCACUCAUCGCCAAGACCGUGCAGAAGCACGCGGGCAGAGCCAAGGAGAAGUUCCUACAGAAUCUGGGCAAGGUGGACCGGACGGCCGACGACAUAUUCGACGAGCAUCUGCAGAACUUCACAAGGCAGCAGAACGCCGCCAACAGGCUGCAAAAGGAGUUCAACAACUACAUUAGGUGUGUCCGUGGUAAGUCGUUGGCCUCCAAGUCGCUCAUGGACUCGCUGAACGAGAUCUAUGAGAGCCAAUGGACGGGACACGACAUGCUAUACGUCCAGGCACAAAACCUCGAUAUGCUCUGGCAGGAUUUCGCCCACAAGUUGGCCGACCAGGUUCUCGUGCCACUCAACACGUAUCAGAGCCAGUUUCCGGAAAUGCGGAAAAAGAUCGACAAACGCGGCCGGAAGCUCGUGGACUUCGACAGCCAGAGACACAACUUCCAGUCGCUCCAGUGCAAUCCGAAGAAGCGCGAUGAGCUGAAGGUGUCGCGAGGCAAAGAACUCCUGGAGGAAGCCAAACGCACGUACGAUCAACUCAACUCGGAACUCCACGACGAGCUGCCGGCAUUGUACGACUCGCGCGUUCUAUUUCUCGUCACCAAUCUGCAGACGCUAUUCGCGGCCGAGCAAGUUUUCCAUACCGAAAGUGCCAAGGUUUUUUCGGAGCUCGAGGCGAUAGUCGACAAAUUGGCAAAUGAAAGUCAACGAGGGUCAUAUACAUUGAAAAAGAAUUCGGCGCCUCAGUCACCUAAAUCACCAAAUGCGAACUCUUCUCUCAUCAUCAAUACGCAACCGCCUCAAAAUAAUAUCUCAGCAGCCCUGGACGAUUCCGCGCCAGCCUCGCACGAGGAGUCGACGAUUGCGCCCAUCGCCCAGCUCAACGGCAAUGCUAACAACACAACAGCUAACAGCAAUGAUAAUUCCUCGCUCAAUAAUCAGGAGUCCUCGUCCCCGAAAAGCACCAAGGCGCUCGCUAAACGCGGCGUCGAGGAGCUUUAUGACAUCCCGGCCGACGUGGAAUAUGAAAAUGGUAUCCAUUUAUCUGCAGGGGCGACUACCGACAAUUUGCCACCCGGCGUUUUGUACAGGGUGAGAGCCACUUAUAAGUACAAUCGAGAAGAUGUGGACGAGCUGUCUUUCGAAGUCGGCGAAAUUAUUCGCGUCGUCGAAUACGACGAUCCAGAAGAACAGGAAGAAGGCUGGCUCAUGGGCAUAAAGGAGGGCACGAACGAGAAGGGCAUGUUCCCUGCGAACUUCACGAAGCCGUUGUGAGUGCGCGGGCGCGUCAACCCCGGAUUACCGGUGGAGAGAAGAACGCGGGGACCGAGAGAGGUGCACAAGGACGCGCGAGGACGAGCUCCAGCUCCUUGGUCGUAGAUCACGCGACAAUCCGGGCGCACGUCCUGACGCAGGAAUUCGAGAGGACGACAGACGGGAAUGCGAUCGGUUACCAAGUGCCUUAAGCCAGCUAACGAUGCCUGCGCCAAUCCACGACAUCGCGCUCUCCCCUCCCCACCCUUUUCCCCACCCCCUAUCACUUUCUCUCGUACUCUUUGCUCUGUCUCUCACUCACUCACU